This is a messenger RNA of Capsicum annuum, 1517 nucleotides long. RefSeq lists its product as uncharacterized. The coding region runs from base 279 to 1433 and encodes 384 amino acids. The transcript has 4 exons. The record is from RefSeq and is a predicted model, not a curated record. Lineage: Eukaryota; Viridiplantae; Streptophyta; Magnoliopsida; Solanales; Solanaceae.
AAAUAAAAAAUUUCCUCUCUCUCUAAAUCUCACUACCCUCUCUCUCUCACUUGUCUGUCUCUCUCUAAACUAGGGUAUUGGCAACCGUGGAGGUUUUGUGGUGACAGCGAUGGUGGAGUUUUUGUGGUGAUGGCGGCGGUGGAGUUUUGGUGGUGCGGCGACAGUGAAGUUUUGGUGGUGACGGCGAUGGUGAGUUGGUGGUGAAGACACUGCGAUGCAUUAAUUGAAAAUCUUUGUGGAGCAGAAAAAGAUAGGGGAUCCAAUUGGUGACAACCUAAAUGAGAAGCAUGCCAGUCCUUGUGAAGCACUCUGGUCGAUGGACGUACGAAAAGAAAUUCGAAGAAUAUGUCACUGAUGCUAUACUGUUGAGCACAUCAGCAACAUUCGUUGAGCUGCACGAUGUUUUGGCAUCUCACUUAAGUGUGGAUUUAACCAUCAAACGUAUUAUAGUGGAAUAUCAAAUCACUUCUAAUGCAGGACAGAUAGAAAUACAUAACGAUAUGAGUUUAAAGGUGUUUAUAUUGCAGAAAAAGCUGAUACAAGACAUGAAUUGUCUUUCUUUAUAUGUCAGCAUUUUGGAUAAAGAUGUAGAGAGAAACUUGGCAAGUUCAUCUAUAUAUGUUGCAGAAAGAGGAAUCAACUAUAACAACUUGGAAACAGUGAUAAAUACAACAAAUGAAGGAGCUUUGGUGGUUUGUGAAGAUACAGAAGCAUUAGAUGUUUUUGAGAUGGAUCCUGUAGAGGUGAUUAUCUCAGACCCACAUCACAAGCAUGUUGAGGAAGACCAGGUUUACUUGAGAAAAAGAAUUUUGAAGUCAGUCAUGAAGGACUAUUUAAUUAGGGAGAAGUUUCAAACGCGCAGUAAAAGGUCAAGUAAGAAAAUGUAUACAUUGUUUUGCAAAUCAAAAAACUGCGAGUUUUUAAUGCGUGCAUCAGGAAUGGGAGAAACAGGAAUGUUUAGAAUAAGAGAAUUCAGACCUCAACAUACAUACCCGGUGAAGGACAAGAUCUAUCCAAAGGUGUAUGCAACUAGUAUGCUGAUAGCUGAUAUGGUUAAACAGAAAUUCAAAAAUCAUAAACGAAAAUACAGUACGACGAAAAUAAAAAAUGACAUGAAGGAAGAUUUUGGUAUGAAUUUGACAUACACUUUAAGUUGGAGGGCCAAGGAAAGAGCGUUAGAAGAGUUGAAGGGUAAGCCAUCAACAUCUUAUGGGAAACUGCCAUCAUAUGUGCUGAAUACUACCUAUCUGGAGUCUCAUAUAAGAAUGAAGAAGAUAGAUGAUAAUGCGCUCUUGUAUGUAUUUAUCGCUCUACAUACAUUCAUUAAAGGAUUCGAUCAUUGUAGACCAGUCGUAGUUAUUGAUGCUAGUCAUCUGAGAGGAAUGUAUAUUGGGGCAUUUGUAACAACAUAUAUAACAGACGGAGUAGGUUAGUAUCAUUUAAUUAGUAUAACUGGUUGUAUUUUUUUUGUCUUUCUGCUGUUGACUUGAAAAAUACAUAUAUCCAGUUCAUAUAUA